This is a messenger RNA of Laetiporus sulphureus 93-53, 1347 nucleotides long. RefSeq lists its product as uncharacterized. The record is from RefSeq and is a predicted model, not a curated record. The coding region runs from base 1 to 1347 and encodes 448 amino acids. NCBI's taxonomy places the organism in Eukaryota, Fungi, Basidiomycota, Agaricomycetes, Polyporales, Laetiporaceae. The transcript is spliced from 6 exons.
AUGGCUUGGCUAAACACCUUGCUGGGUACCGACAUCACUCUCGCUGACACCCAUGUGGCGCAGCCUCCAAGGUCAAGCCUCAGGAACGGACAAGGCGGCGCUGAAACUAGUUUUGAACAAGAAUUGGCUCGAUUGAGAGACGAGUUAACGAGGGAGAAACGGCGCGCGGAGCAGGCGGCGCAAGAAGCAGCCAUACGAGAGCAGAACGAACGGAGGCGCACGGAGAAGGAGUAUCGUCAAGCGAUAGAGCACAGAGAUCGCUGGAAGGAUGAAGCGUUCAGGCUGCAUGACGUUGCAACUGAUACCGAGAAAAAGAGAGAUGUCGCCGUGAGGCAGCUCAACGAGGUAUACUUGCAGUAUGAUAUCGCCAGGAAAGAUUUGGAUCACGUUAGCGUCAAAUACAAUGCCGCCAUGAAAGAGAUCGAGCAACUGCGCCGUCAGCUCGAUGCUGCAAAUCAAGAGCGGGAGUCGUUGAUUAAGCUUUCUGAGACACGUCGACUGGAGACGGAGGCUGCACUGACAUAUUUCGACACCUCCGGCGCUGCAUCCGAACACGACGUAGUUUGCUGCAUCCGCAAUUUGAACGCGGAGAUGUUUCAGGCUGUGAAGGGAAUAUCCGAUUCCUUCUUAGCCGGGCCACCUGUAGGCUCACUGUCGCGUGCUGAGGGACGCGUGAAGGGGAUCGUAGGAAAACCGAUAUUGCAGCUUCUACGCAGGUUCCAUCGCCAUCGAGAUGACAUAUUCAUCGUCGAGAUCGCCAGUCAAGCAAUCAUUUCCUUUAUUGUUCAAGUGAUUGCGUCGAGUUGGGAUCUCACAAAGCCAGAAGAUGCUCUAUUCGGCCUUGUUUAUGACAACAUGCUCCUUAAAGAAUGUCAAAGUGUCGCUGGGCGAUGGAGAGCGCUCUCCAGAAAACAUCUGCGGCUCCUCAACGAGGAAGACAGUAAAGAAGAUUCCUUAACAAGGUUUCUCCAUGAGCAUCUAUCCAGUGUCCUUCUCAUCGCGGGAGGUAGCGGUGAGGUAUCCCAGAAGACCACCGAAAGUCUACGCGUCAUCGUACGGUCCGCACUCAACCUCCGACAUAGUAUAAACGAAAGAAUCACGGAGAGCGAGUACGUUGUGACAGUGGGCCACUUCGACGGCGAGUUCUCUCCAGAAGAGAUGGAAGACGCGUUCGCUGUUAAAGGCAAGGCGACGAAGGAAAAUGAGCGUGUCGCAUGCGCCCAUGAACUUGGCCUCACACGACUGGAGGCGGAAGGUGGUACGGCGGGCGUUCUCAAGGAGGUCGUCCUUGUGAAGCCGACGGUAGUUCUGAUUAGUCUCCUGAAUGAGCUAGCCUUGAGUGAAUAA